Boleophthalmus pectinirostris (great blue-spotted mudskipper) is the source of this 1964-nucleotide messenger RNA. It is a transcript of the gene samsn1b, whose product is annotated as SAM domain, SH3 domain and nuclear localisation signals 1b. The record is from RefSeq and is a predicted model, not a curated record. The transcript has 16 exons. Gene Ontology annotation, molecular function: protein binding. Lineage: Eukaryota; Metazoa; Chordata; Actinopteri; Gobiiformes; Gobiidae. The coding region runs from base 192 to 1964 and encodes 590 amino acids.
CGGACACCACCAGACCAGAAUUUGCAGAGGACCGUGCACUAACGCCUCAAAUGGACAAGAAAAAACAGCCAACCCUGAGGUCAGGCUCUGGUCAGAGUGGAGCUACGAGGGAAGCAGAAGAGACCCGUUUGCCACGCCGCAUAUCUCCUCUCCACAUCGGAGCCUUUGUCUUCUAGCCUGAGCUGUCAGACAUGAACCUAUUCUGCUUCACACUGGAGGGCUCAACGGAAAGCAUGUAUGAGCCAGCCUACAGCCCAGCAGUCCGAGAGUCCAGGUUCCAGUGCAGCCCUGCCCUGCUGCGAAGGAGACCAGAGUGGGGUGGAUCAGACCCCUUCAUUAACUGUACCAAAUCACAGAACACAAAAACUAAAAGAAGCAACGUUAGGUCAUGUUUUGUAACUUCAGCCUUGGACAAUGAGACAAUAGAUAUUCAGAGUGCGUGCUGGAUUUCAUCUGGUGAUAAAAAGGACCUAGCUCAUCAAAAGAAAGAUCCGGAUAAAGCCGUAUGUAAAACAUCAGAAGAUACUGCAACAAUACUGGGACUGGACCAUGAAAGGAUAAAGACAGAGCCUACUUUUCAGGCCAGCAAAACCACCGCUGACACAGCAGAAUCAAUAAGAGCAAGAAGACUAAAGAAGUUACAGAAUCUGGUGCCAACCACGAAAGGAGGACAGCAAAGUGCAAGUGGGAAAGAGAAGAGCCUGUCUGAGAAUUAUGAUCAUUUGACAGACGUGUUGAGCUCCUAUAACCCAGUUCUGACCUGCAUUGGUCUGGGCACGAGGCAGAAGGACUCUUCCAUCACCUCUUCAUCUCCACAGUCUGACUGCCUGUCUCAUGAGCACUCAGAGGAGAGGGUCUGGAGUCCUCUGCAGAGCCCCUGUGAGCUGUGGAGACCCCCUGUGAGCUGCCCCGAGACCAGACACACACUCGCACACGAGCGUUGGGAGUGCGGCUCUGCUCUGUCUCUGCCUCGGACUGCCGCCUGGGACCGUUUUGAGAGCCUCAUUCAGGAACUGGACAUCAGAGAACCAGAGCCCUGCCAGCAUCACAUGGUCCGCUCCAUCACUGACCUCGACUUCCACCAAGAUGAAUGGAGCAGAUUUGGGAGAUUUGACGCCUUCAGACAGCAGUGGCCUUUGACAACGGAUAAUGGGAAUGGCUGUACGAUGAAUCCAAGUGGAGAGCCAAAAGUUACAUGCCGAAAAAAGAAGACUGAGAACACAUUACAGAGAGACAGUAAACCGGAGACUGCAGAUACCACAGACAUCAGUGUGCAGCAGAAUGGUCAGGAAGAAUUAACCAAAGGACAAAGUAACUCCAUGGAGAGCCUCUACAGCAGUGGACAGAGCUCCUCUAGCGGGGUCACCAGUGGGUCAAACUGCUCCAGUAACAGGGCCAGUCUGAGGCUGGACGAUGAACUGUCCUCCCCCAAAACCUUCUGUGGACGAGCCCGAGUGCACACGGAGUUUGAGCCCAGUCCAUACGACACAGAGUCUCUCAAACUCCAGGUAGGAGAUGUGAUCGACAUCAUAUCCAAACCUGCGAUGGGAACAUGGACAGGAAUGCUAAACAACAAAAUUGGUUACUUUAAAUUUAUCUAUGUGGACCUUAUAAAAGAAGAGACCAAAACAGGAGAUGCAUGCGUUCAUGAAUUACUAAAGAAUUUUGAUUUAGAGGAGUAUGCCUUGACUCUGUUGUUACACGGUUACCAAACAGUUGAAGACCUGCUGAAGCUAAGAGAGCAUCACCUGAUCGAGCUCAAAGUGACUGACCCCAAACACAGGCAGCGUCUCCUCUCCGCUGUCAGCACGCUCCAACCUCUGCUCUCUGAGGAGGAGGCCGUGUAUGAAAACAUGAAGAAUUGCCCCAGAGACUCGGGCUGUGGAAUGGUCAGUCCAGACGAGGCUUCUGAAAUCCACUCUCCAUCUGAACACAGUCAAACAAAUGUAGCCACACUCUGUUGA